Molecule: messenger RNA, 1416 nt
Organism: Penicillium malachiteum
Lineage: Eukaryota; Fungi; Ascomycota; Eurotiomycetes; Eurotiales; Aspergillaceae
Product: CCR4-NOT core DEDD family RNase subunit POP2
Exons: 2
Cellular component (GO): P-body; CCR4-NOT core complex; CCR4-NOT complex
Molecular function (GO): poly(A)-specific ribonuclease activity; nucleic acid binding
Source: RefSeq, a predicted model, not a curated record
AUGCCUCCUCCCGUUGGCAGAUAUGGGCCUUCGGGUCUCGGUGGUCCGUACAAUUUACAGCAAGCUCAUCUUCAAUCCCAACAUCCUCACGCUCAAUCUGCGAACUCUGCCCUCCCGCCCCCUUCACUUGGCGGCCACCCUGGAUUUGCCGGAAACCCAAAUACGAAUAUCAAUCCGUUUACACUUUCCGGUGCUGGCGUUGCAAAUGGUAUGUCGGUGGCUGGAUUUGCGGGGGCUGAUGCUGGUGGCACCGGGCUCGCAAGCCAUGCGGCACAGAUGGGAUUCGCGCGGGGUGCACAAAUGCAACAACAGCAACUACACCAAGGUCAUGAUGGACGGUUAGCGCUAGAAUCAAAAGCUGGUCUGGCAAAAUCACGUAUCCGCGAUGUGUGGAGGCACAAUCUCGCUCAGGAAAUGGCUGUGUUAAGGUCACUGGUGGACAAGUAUCCAUACAUCAGCAUGGACACCGAAUUUCCCGGAAUUGUCGCUCGACCGAUCGGAUCGUUUUCCAACAAAGCAGACUAUCACUACCAGACCCUCCGAUGUAACAUUGACUUGUUAAAGAUGAUCCAGUUGGGCAUUACACUUUUUGAUGAAGAUGGAGAGGUUGUGCCUGCUACAGCUACAGAUGCGAAUGGUCAACCACUCGGAAAUACGAUGUCCCCUGUCCCGUGCACCUGGCAGUUCAACUUCUGUUUCUCCCUUGAGGACGACAUGUAUGCGCAAGACUCCACAGCCAUGCUCGCAAAGUCUGGCAUUGAUUUCAGCAUGCAUAACAAAAACGGCAUUGAUCCCUUUGAGUUCGGAUCUUUGCUGAUCAGUUCCGGUCUUGUUUUAUUGGAUGACGUUCACUGGGUCUCGUUUCACUCUGGUUAUGAUUUCGGCUAUCUGAUGAAGCUUAUGCUCUGUUCUCCGCUGCCUGAGAACGAAGAAGACUUUCACAAGCUCAUGCACAUUUUCUUCCCGUCUCUCUACGACAUCAAGUACCUGAUGAAACAUGCGGGCCGCAAUCAAGCUGUUAACGACUCACCUCUUACCCCUACUGCUGUUCAGAUCCUGGCAAAUUUGGGUCAAAAGUCGGGGCUUCAGGAUAUUGCCGAUGAACUGGGAAUCAAGCGUGUCGGAAUUGCUCACCAAGCAGGCUCUGAUUCUUUGGUCACUGGUGAGGUGUACUGGAAAAUGCGGCAAGUGGUGUUCAACGGGAGCAUUGACCCAAGCAAAUACUCAGGCCAGAUCUGGGGUUUGAAUGGAAAAAUGCCCGCUUUGACGUAUCAGAUGGCUCAACAAACCCCCAAUCUCAAUGGAGCCACCAUCUACUCCAAUUCCGGCACCCCGAGCACCCCGAAUACAGGACAUAUUGCAAUGGGGGCUCACACUCCUCACGGCUCUGGGUAUCAUACCCCUGGGCCGAUGGCA